AUGUUCAGUGCUACUUGUGCAGUCCUAAGAAACAUAAUUAAUGAUAGAAGCAAAUUGAAUCAACGAGUUGAGGCACAUGGAGUUUAUGAUUCCAUUACAUCUUUUGAGUUUGUCUUCAUCUUACAUCUUAUGAGGGAUAUCAUGGAGAUUACUGAUGAUUUUUGUCAAGCUUUGCAAAGUAAAUCUCAAGAUAUCUUAAAUGCAAUGCAUUUGGUGUCUACAACGAAGAUACUUACUCAAAAAUUUAGAGAAGGUGGAUGGGUUCCAUUGUUGGAGAAAAUUAAAUUAUUUUCUAAUGAUCAUGGUAUACAGAUUCCUGAUAUGAGUUGUCCUUAUAAAAGAGGCCGAGGUCGGUCUCGUUCUAAAAGAGAUCAGCUCACCAUGGAACAUCAUUUUCGAGUUGAUAUUUUUAUGGUUACAGUUGAUUCCCAGCUACAAAAAUUAAACAAUAGGUUUAAGAAAGAUGUAAUGGAAUUGCUUGUUCUUAGCUCAGCUUUGGAUCCUAGGGAUAGUUAUAGAUCAUUCAACAUUAAGGAUAUUUGCAAACUUGCAAAUAAAUUUUAUCCCAUGGAUUUCUCCGAGCAAGAAAAAUUGCAUUUGAAGUAUCAGUUGGAAAACUAUAAGCUUGAUAUUUCCAUACUUCCCGAGUUUCAGAAGCUGUCAACCAUUUCUGAGUUGUGUCAAAUGUUGGCAAAAACGAAAAAGUCGACAAGUUAUCCUCUUAUUGAUAGAUUGAUCCGCCUUGUGUUGACUUUACCUGUUUCAACUGCUACAUCAGAACGUGCAUUUUCAGUUAUGAAACUUAUUAAGUCUAAAUUGCGCAAUAGGAUAGAAGAUGGUUUUCUGGCUAGUUGCUUAAUUACGUACAUUGAAAAAGACAUUGCUCGAGGGUUUGAUGUAGAUUCUAUCAUCCAUGCUUUUGGUAUUACGAAAGAGCGUCAAGUUCAAUUGAAGAUGCCUAAUUUUAGUAAAUAA
This is a messenger RNA of Camellia sinensis, 975 nucleotides long. Lineage: Eukaryota; Viridiplantae; Streptophyta; Magnoliopsida; Ericales; Theaceae. The record is from RefSeq and is a predicted model, not a curated record.